UUUGUUUCAUAUUGGAGAACAGGAGGAGAUUAGCAUGAUGGAACCAGUCACACCUAGUGUCACCAUCGACAUAACUGAAACACGGCCAGCAACUCAUGCUCUCUUGGACUCGGAAGAGACACCAGACAUAGUAGAAGCGGAUGCAACACAUGUUUUGGAUAUGUCCAGCAGCCGUGCAUUGAGUGAGACCAGUGUUAUAGACACCCAAGCAACAAUCUCUGAAAUCAUGCGACUCAUGGAAUCGGAUCCAUUUGAUGCUGACCAAGCUGAACUUCGAUUUUUACAUUCUAAGCCAACAUGCUUCAUAGUCUUGGGCAAGCCAGGGGCUGGCAAGACCACCUUGGCAAAUAAACUUGCCCAGACAUGGCACUGUCAACUACUGCAUGCCACAGACUUGAUCCUUCUGCACAUUGAGCUUCAAACAGAAACUGGUAUCAAGAUGCAAGAGAUUCUGUUGAAAGGAGAAGCGUUACCAGAGGCUAUGGUUGCUAAGAUGAUUGAGGACAAAAUAAACUCCCCAGAAGUGGCUCAUCAUG
This is a messenger RNA of Anneissia japonica, 536 nucleotides long. RefSeq names its product adenylate kinase 9-like. The transcript is spliced from 2 exons. The record is from RefSeq and is a predicted model, not a curated record. Lineage: Eukaryota; Metazoa; Echinodermata; Crinoidea; Comatulida; Comatulidae. Gene Ontology annotation, biological process: AMP phosphorylation. Gene Ontology annotation, cellular component: cytoplasm. Gene Ontology annotation, molecular function: ATP binding; nucleoside diphosphate kinase activity; AMP kinase activity. The annotation marks the transcript as partial.